GCCGCUUCCUUUAAGCUUAUUCGAUUUAUCCAGAGUCCAAGGAUUUGAGCACCGUGGACACUCUGUGACAAAAAGCGAAGGCGUGGGAAGACUGGCUUUGCAGCUAUUGGUAUAAAGUUGUGGUCUAUUUGAUUCUGUAUCCUGUUUACUCUUUGAAAAAAUACAUUCCAUCUUUCUACUUUUGAAUCUCAUCCUGUCAUGAAAAAAGAAAAAACUAGCCCUUGCAUCAUCGAUUGCGAUCCCGGCAUUGAUGACACCUUGGCCAUUCUCCAUGCUAUGGGGUCACCCAAGGUGGACGUCAAGGCUAUUACUCUCACCUACGGCAAUACAAACCUGAAUAAUGUGACCAAAAACCUUUUCACUAUCCUUCAUAUCCUCGGCAAAGAAGUGCAUCCUGACCGUUUGGCGACACUGCCUGAUGGACCCAACAAGGACCGAUUGGAACAAAUCAGGCACAAGAAACCCGUUAUUUCUGUUGGUGCAGUAAAGCCCUUGGUAGUGCCUACACAGUAUGGUGAGGACUUUCAUGGGCCUGAUGGGUUAGGGAAACUGCAUCUGAGUGAUCCAGACCUUGCACCAACAGACUGGGCCGAGGUUCUUGGAUUGUUGGAUCCAGAUAGGCUUGGAGGAAAGAUGGAGGCAGUAGCAGGAGAAGGUUUACCGACUGAAAAGCUGUUCACGCUAUCCAAGACACAGGCUCAUCUUGAAAUUCUGCAGCAGUUGGCAGAAGCUGAGCCUCAUACGAUCACGAUCAUCGCACUGGGGCCUAUGACUAACCUAGCUUUGGCCUAUGAAAAGGAUCCCAUUACUUUUGCUCGUUGUAAACAGGUCAUUUGUAUGGGUGGAUGCCUUGAUAUGCCGGGAAAUGUCACUCCAGUGGCAGAAUUCAACUUCUUUUCUUGCCCUCACAGCGUUCACACAAUCCUACAGGCAACAGUCAACAAAAACCCAGCGAAAGCUAUCAAAUUAUACAUGCUACCGACUGAUGUUACUCAUCAAGUAACAUUCAGGUCUUCAGUUUUAAAAAAAUACGUCAAACCCCUGGAUACACCUCUCUCUAAAUUCUCAACAAUGUUACUUGAAUACUUAUUUGAUUUGUUGGCUGAGAAGUUGCAUUAUAAGUCUAUGAAUCUACAUGACCCUUUAUGCAUUGGAUUCUUUAUGGAUCUGGAACAUGAGGACGACCUCACUGAAGUGGGCUGGCAUAUUGAGGAAUGUGACAUCCGUAUCGAGAGCAAUGGUUCGUUGACGCGCGGUAUGCUGGUAGUGGACCGGAGAAAGAAAAGUACCAAGCCUGCACCAGGUGACAUGUCACGUACACAUGUGGUCCUCAAGGCUCAUCCUAAUCGUUAUUUGAAAUCCAUGCUGUAUGAUAUCUGGGGUGUCACUAACUACUUUGAAGAUUACGAGCAUGAAAGCGAGUAACAUUAUUCAUCCUGAUGGCUGUCAAUAAUCCAG
Lobosporangium transversale is the source of this 1458-nucleotide messenger RNA. Its product is annotated as Inosine/uridine-preferring nucleoside hydrolase domain-containing protein. Gene Ontology annotation, biological process: purine nucleoside catabolic process. The coding region runs from base 199 to 1425 and encodes 408 amino acids. Lineage: Eukaryota; Fungi; Mortierellomycota; Mortierellomycetes; Mortierellales; Mortierellaceae. The record is from RefSeq and is a predicted model, not a curated record. The transcript has 4 exons. Gene Ontology annotation, cellular component: cytosol. Gene Ontology annotation, molecular function: purine nucleosidase activity.